AUGGGAUCUGAUCAACGGCAGCAGGAUGUAAGCCGUUCGAAAGUGUUCUUUCGCCGAGCUGUGCGUAUUAGCUCCACAAGUGUCUUCUUCACACCUAAAGAAGGAGAAUCUUUGGAUUUUCAAACAGUUUGUAGUGCUCCAAAAGCCCACCGUGAGCUUCUGCAAAAAAAUGGAAUGAUUGCAAAAGUUAUGCUUUCCAUUUCCUCUUCUUCAUUAGGAGACUUUAGUUCACAUCAAAGCCGAUUGAGGAUUUGGUGGAAAGUCUUAUUAAACAAUGGACUUGUACAACCAGAUACAUCUAGUGUGACUGUACCGGUUAGCAUGGAAAAUGAAUUGUGGCCUAUUGUAGAUGAAACGACAUUCACAGCUCGAAUGAAUAUGGCUGUUCAACGUUUGGAAAGUGAAAAAUUUAGUGAAUGUCCAUUUAUAGUACCAGUACUUUCUGUAGAAGAGUUUGUGUAUAAAGAGCCAGAUAUGAUGGGAACACUUGGUGUAAUUUGGAUGCCAAAUUAUACUUGUAAUUUACGGCAAUGGAGUGAGAGUCAACUUUCUAAACGAUAUAUCCCAGAAUUAACACUUUGUGCAUUAAUUAAUCAAAUGAUAAUAGCUCUUUUGGCAUUGAAAACAAGUAAUAAUAAUUUUUCUUCUUCAUAUUUCUUUAUGGAGGAUAUACUUGUUGCGGUUACGAAUUCAGAAGAAGAACCAACAUUUGUAUUAAAUAUAUUGGGAUUUCAAGAAGAGGAAAGACAUCAACAACAAAUAUUUUUAACUCAGAAGAGUAAUAUGUCAAAUCAUUUAUAUCCAUUUUUACCACCAGAAGUCAUUAUAAAUUCAAGUAAACCUUUUGGUAAUACCAAAUAUGAUAUCUGGGCAUUAGGAAUGGUUGUAUACCGUACAGCCUCUGGAUGUUCACAAACUAGUAAAAGAUUAUUUGAUAUUUCUCAUCGUAUUUUAAAUAGAAUUCCUGAACUCCCUUUAAAUCAUACUUCUUUAACACCAUCUGAUAUUAUACGUCGUGUACGACGAGAUCUUCAACCAGGACCAUAUAGUAAUCCUUUUAUACAUCUUGUGAUCUUUAUGCUUGCGCAAGAUCCUUUAACACGUCCCACUAUUCGUGUAUUAGAUCAGAUACUACAAGGGAUUUUACGUCAUAAACCAAUUCUUAGAUUUCCAUUCGCAAUUGGAUCUUUUGAUCUGUUAAGAGUACUUCAUCCAGAAAAUGUUCUCAUAGACCCUGUAAAGGGAUUAUAUAUUAUGAGUACAGAGUGUGUACUUUGUAAAAGAAGACGAAGUAGUAGCUAUGGGAGAAGUGGUAGUGGAAGUAGUAGUAAUAUGUGUAGUCAUCCUGCUUGUGGUCCUAAUGAUCAUAGACCAGCUGUCUGUUCACCACUGUGGUCCACAGAUGAAUUAUUACCUGGAUAUAUAGUGACAAAGUGUAGUCAAAUGACUUAUCUCUCUCCACUUGUGGGAAAGGUAGAAGAUAAAGAGAAACGUCGAUGUAUAGAAGCUGCACUAAGAGAAGAUAAUAUAGACAGAGAUUCUCUUUUACAACUUUUUGGUGGUUUUGCAGUACUUGAGGCUAAUAAUAAAGGAACUCUUACCACACGAGAGGUGAUGGUUCCAAUUCCAUGUAAUGUUCUUUAUAAGAAAGAAAAAAAGGAUGUUAUCACGACUAUAAGUUUUACAGCAGCAUUACCAUGGCCAUCUCAAUGUACUCAUCAAUUACAACAAGAAGGAAGAAUUCAACGGGCAGUUCCAGCUUUAUUUAGUAUUCGUAAUGUAUACUGGUAUGCAUGGAUUCUUCCUGGUGAAACUUUCUUAUUAGGUGAAAAUAAAUGGAUGCCAGCAGCUGAUGGGGCUUUUGUAUUUUGGUUUAGUGAAAACUUAACACCAACUGAACAGGAUCGUUAUUUUCUCGUUUGUAGUGUACAAUCACUGACACUUCAGGCAAAAGUAGAGACCACCGCCCUUCCAGAUCAUUCUUUUCAACGUGGUGAAGGUUAUUGUAAGUCACCCUAUCACAGUCCUUCUGAAAGUUCAUUUGUGAAGAUGAUAUCAUAUCAUCAAGAUGUACGGAAAAGACGAAAUCACGCCGCACGACGUCGUUGUACAAAUAUUUCAAUUGUAAAUGUUCCCAUUGGUCAACAAGUAAAAGAGGCAGCUGCAAUAGAGAUCAAUUCAACAGGACAUCUUAAUUCCCCUUCAGAUGGUUUAUCAAAUAUAAAUAAGGAAAAUAUAUUGAAUGGUUCUAUUUCUCUUCAUUGCCGACUUUCAAAGAAAAGUUCUCCUGUUCGUAUGAAUUAUAUAGAGGACAUAGGGUGUAAAGAAAUGCGGGAUCCUCAAAUAAACUUGCACGAUGCCAUAAGAUCACCUUCACUGGCAACAUUAGGCGCAGCAACUUUAGAAAAUUGGAAAGAAGAAAAGGAAGCAAAUAAUAUUCAAAAUAAAAAUAUAAUGAUUAAUCAAAAACCUACGGAAUUAGUAGAGAUUAGUCCAAAUGGUUGUGCUGUAAGCAUAGGGGAAAAGAAACAAUCUCAACCUUCUGAAGAGACUGUAGCAGAAGAGACUAUACCCUACAGAACUGCAGCCGCCGUAUCGCCUCUUAUACCAAAGGCAUCUGUAGAAGAAAAAGAAAAAGCGAGAGAAAUAGCCGAACCAACACUCAAUGCAUCCGAUGCGAUAUCAUCACCUCAACCAAAAAUCCAAAAAUCUCGUUUAUUAUCCACUAAAACUCCACUACGAAUAUUUGGUCGAUGGUAUGAACCACAGUGUGUAGAUGCUGAUUAUCAAUCUCUCACCUUUUGUAUUCCUGAAACGGGUGAACAUGGUCGUCUCUCUCAGCCGGUGCCGGUCCCUGUUGAGAUGCGUGGUGCCACUCAUGCGCCGAGUACUGCUGUUAACAUGGCAUUCUGUGCAAAUGAGGUGCCAAUCAUAAGACGCAAUCACCCGGAAUGUACAAUGGCACUUCCCCCACCGGGAGUUAGUAGUAUGAUACCACAUCAUGGACUUGUCUUUUAUGAUGCGAAAAACAAAAUUGUGGGUCUUUUGGCUUUUCGUUUUGCCACCACGAGUUAUCCAAACUUGGCACUUGGGGAAUUACUGUUGCCCUUCCGCUUUCACCCACACCUGAUCGCAACCUCCUCACUGUUGGGUCAACUCAACCCAGUAUAUUUCACAGGUAAUGCCGUAUUUGAGGACUCCGCACAUGGAAGCCGAUGUUGCCUUAAGGAUGAAGAAAAAACACCCACAACAACAAUAAUGACAAGUGGUGGAGCUGCAGCGGAGUUGCUGCGGCACUCGUCCACUUCAGGAGUUGCAAGAUCGUUGCGGUUGUCCAUCACCGGUGCUGGUCUCACUUCAUUUGGCGACCCAAACCCGCGGUGUACCCACAGCGAUGAUGAUGCACUUCCCGUCUCUUGGUUGGGCUUUGAUCCCAUCUCGCAGCGAUUGAUGCUCGCCGAUGUGCAGCAGGAAGUGUGGCACCCGAUUAGAUUUACCGCCGAGGAAUAA
Messenger RNA from Trypanosoma theileri, 3510 nucleotides. RefSeq lists its product as uncharacterized. The record is from RefSeq and is a predicted model, not a curated record. Gene Ontology annotation, biological process: protein phosphorylation. The transcript has a single exon. The coding region runs from base 1 to 3510 and encodes 1169 amino acids. Gene Ontology annotation, molecular function: protein kinase activity; ATP binding. NCBI's taxonomy places the organism in Eukaryota, Euglenozoa, Kinetoplastea, Trypanosomatida, Trypanosomatidae.